CUCACGCGCUUGGGCGUCGCCGUGCGCCCACGGCUGCCGCGCUCGGCCGCGGUCUCGACGGCGGCGGCCGCUGAGGUCGGCGGGGCCAUCGACUACACCUCCUACCUCACUCGCCGCAGUCGGUCCCGCAGGCCUUCUGCGAUUCGCGCGCUGCAGCCGCUCGUGGCGAUGCCCGGCAUGAUCUCGCUUGGUGGCGGGAUGCCCAACCCGUCCACGUUUCCCUUCGCAAAGCUGACCGCCGAGCUCACGGAUGGGACGUCGGUGGAGCUGAGCGGAGCCUCUCUCGAGGCGGCGCUCCAGUACAGCCCGACGCAGGGCCUGCCCGCGCUCGUGGCGCACCUCGAGCGGCUGCAGGACGAUGAGCACGGCCGCGCGAGUGAGGACCGACAGCUCUGCGUCACGACGGGGAGCGCCGACGCGCUCUCCAAGGCGUUCGACGCCCUCCUGGUCGAGGGCGACGCGCUCCUCGUCGAGUCGCCCACGUACUCGGGCUCGCUCGCCUACCUGCAGCCGCUCGGCUGCCGGCUCGUCGGCGUGCCGUGCGACGGCGCCGGGCUGCAGCCGGCGGCGCUCGAGGCCGUGCUGGCCGGGUGGGACGAGGCCAGCGAAGGGGCUCGCCGGCCUCGCGUGCUCUACACGAUUCCGACCGGGAGCAACCCGACGGGGGCGUCGCUCGACGCGGAGCGGAAGCGCGACUUGUACGCGGUCGCGCGGCGGUACGGCCUGAUCAUUCUGGAGGACGACCCGUACUACUGGCGCGCAACUCUGGCGUGGAUGGUGCUCUGGAGGCGCAGCGGUGGCCCGGCGGCGCUGAUCGAGCGGCUCGAGCUGCACACGCAGGCGAGCAACCUGCACACGUGCGGCGUGGCGCAGGCGCUCGUCGCAGCGCUCUUCGACGUGUGGGCAGAGCGGCACGGCGGCGACGCGUCCGCCGGCUUCGCCUCGCACAUGGACGGCGUGGCCGACUUUUACAAGGAGCGGCGCGACGUCUUCAUCGACGCGGCGGAGCGCCACCUGGCCGGGCUCGCAGACUGGUCCGUCCCGACGGCGGGCAUGUUCUGCUGGAUGCGGCUGCGGGGCGUCGACGACUCGCACGCUCUCAUCUCGGCAAAGGCGCGCGACGCCAAGGUGCUGCUGGUGCCGGGGCAGUCCUUCAUGCCGUGCGGCUCUGCGUCGCCGUACGUGCGAGCGGCCUACUCGACGGCGUCGCCCGAGCAGAUCGACGAGGCGCUCCGGCGGCUCGCGGCGCUGCUCCGCGAUGCAGAGGGGGCGAGGAGCGACUAGCCGCCGGCCACACAGCCCACGGCCACGCCGACGCGCACACAGCAGUCAGCACAUCUCCACAGACCACACACUCACAGCUCACACCCACCAGACACACUUGUCACUUAGUACCCCGCUCCCCCUGCCGCUCCCGGCGCCCGCGCCCGUCGUGCGCGUUGGGGUGGAGAGAGUUUGAUAACGACUAACGAACUGAAGAAUUUAAUUUGCAU
Messenger RNA from Emiliania huxleyi CCMP1516, 1493 nucleotides. RefSeq names its product putative aminotransferase. Gene Ontology annotation, molecular function: transaminase activity; pyridoxal phosphate binding. The transcript has 3 exons. Gene Ontology annotation, biological process: biosynthetic process. Lineage: Eukaryota; Haptophyta; Isochrysidales; Noelaerhabdaceae. The record is from RefSeq and is a predicted model, not a curated record. Bases 169 to 1284 code for a protein of 371 amino acids.